AUGACGAAACAUAAUGUUAAAAUCAUGAUAGCAGAUUUGGGAGAAGCAAGUAAACUUGAUGAAAUCAACUCUGAAUUAUCUGAAUAUCACUCAGAAGAUUUUGAGAGUGAAAGUGAAAGUUCUUAUGCAAGUAGUGAUGAAUAUGGCACUAACGGAUAUAGAGAUCCAAUUGUAUAUCAGGGUCUUGGUAAAUGGUCAGUAAAAAGUGACAUUUGGAGUUUUGAAAAAGUUUGCCCUAAAGACUAUAUUGAAAAGGAAUUUGAAAAAUUGUUUACUGAAAUUAACAAUACAGAAUUACCAAAUUUGGAUGAAAAAACAAGAUUACUGAUUCUAGAGAAUGAAAUCAAGUCAUGGAAAAUAAUCAAGAAUAUCAUCUUGGGAAUGCUCACUUUGGAACAAGAUUCAAGAUGGGAUAAUGAAAGAAUAUUUCAAGAAAUAUUUAACGACACUACUGAAAUUGACCGUGAAAACUUUGAAUCAAAUUAUAAGAAUUUGAAAAGUGAGUUCCUUAACAAUGAAUCUGUUGUAAUGUCUGCUUUGAGUGAAGAUGGAUUAAAUCUGAAAUAUGUUCCUACAGAAAUGCAUGAAUUUAGGAAUGUGAUUUUGAGAGCUAUCAACCAAAAUGCAAGCAGCUAUCAAUUUAUUCGUUCUAAAAAAUGGAAGUACUCAAAGAAUGUCAUGGAACAAGCAGUUAAAAAGGAUGCAAGAGUGAUAGAACUCAUUCCUAAACAAAUGGUCAUGUAUUUAAACUUUGAGAGUGAUUUAAAACUUGAGUUACCAAAGAAAACAAUCCAAGAUUACAAUGAUUUGGAGAAGAUGAAGAAAAUGGUAAACAUUGAUGGUACCUAUUUACAAUAUGCUACAGAUACAUUGAAAGGAAAUGUUGAAUUGGUUACUGAAAGCGUUAAAAAUAGAGGAAUAGCUCUACAAUUUGCAUCUAACACGAUGAGAAGUAAUUAUGACAUUUGUUAUUUGGCUGUUUCUCAAAAUCCUGAAGCUAUUCAAUUUGUGGAUGAUUCUCUUCAACAAAAUGAAAAAAUUGUUGAAAUUGUUUCAAGCAGUUCUCUAUAUUCAAUCAAAACAUUAUCAAAAUUACCAAAAAUAGAGAAAACCAAAGAAGAAUUAGAAAAGGGAGCAAAAGAAGGAAAUGCAGAUGAUCAGAACAGACUUGGAGUAUUAUAUUACAAUGAAAAAGAUAUCUCUAAUGCAGCUUUUUGGUAUGAUCAAAGUGCAAAACAAGGACAUGGCAAAGCUCAGUUCAAUCUUGGACUAUUAUACUACAUGAAUAGCCUAAUGGAACCAGCCAAACAUUGGUUUCUUAAGAGUGCUGAACAAGGAUAUGCUGAUGCACAAUUUAAUCUUGGAGUUGUUUACGAAACCGAUCAAUUUGUGGAUGAAUCUGAAAGAAGAUCUCAACUUGAGCAGGCAUUUAUUUGGUACAUGAAAAGUGCUGAACAAGGACAUGCCAAUGCUCAGGGUUAUCUUGCGCAAUUAUAUGAAUAUGGAAGAGGUGUUGAGAGGGAUUAUUCUAAAACUAUAGAAUGGUAUACGAAGAGUGCAGAACAAGGAUUCGUAUCUUCACAAUUUAAUCUUGCCUUAAUGUUGCAUCUAUAUGAAAGGGAUGCAGAAACAGCUUUUUAUUGGAUGGGAAAAGCUGCUGAAAACGGACAUACUGAUGCUCAAUUUAAUUUAGGAUGGUUAUAUCUGAAAGGAAUUGGAACAGUUAAAGAUUAUUCGAAAGGAUUCGAAAUUCUUUCAAAACUCAUGCCAACGGAAGAUUCUGAAGUUUUGUUCAAUUUGGCUUACUGUUAUUACCAAGGAUUUGGUACGGAGAAGAAUAUUGACCUCGGUUUGGAAUUGUUUUUAAAGGCUGCUGAAAAUGGACACAUCGCAGCUCAAUAUAAUAUUGGAAUGAUUUAUUUGGAAAAACAGGAUUAUCAGAAAGCUUUCGAAUGGUUUAAACAAUGUGAAGUACACAACGAUCCUAAUUCUCUUUUUCAAUAUGCCUUAUUUUAUUAUAACGGUUCCCAUAUUGUUGAGAAAGACUAUACGAAAGCUUUUGAAUUGUUCCUUAGAAGUGCGGAACAAGGUCAUGCACAAGCUCAAUAUAAUUUGGCAUUAUUAUACUUUAAAGGUAUUGGAAUAGACCAAGAUUAUUCGAAAGCAAAAGAAUGGUUUCUUAAAAGCUCUGAAAAUGGUUUGGUUGAGGAAUCGUAUAAAUACCUUGAAGAAAUUGAUGAAAAGUAA
This is a messenger RNA of Naegleria gruberi, 2247 nucleotides long. RefSeq lists its product as uncharacterized. Bases 1 to 2247 code for a protein of 748 amino acids. Lineage: Eukaryota; Heterolobosea; Eutetramitea; Acrasida; Naegleriidae. The transcript has 2 exons. Gene Ontology annotation, molecular function: protein binding. The record is from RefSeq and is a predicted model, not a curated record.